Molecule: messenger RNA, 3814 nt
Organism: Toxotes jaculatrix (banded archerfish)
Lineage: Eukaryota; Metazoa; Chordata; Actinopteri; Toxotidae
Product: calpain-5-like
Exons: 14
Coding region: 553-2703 (716 amino acids)
Biological process (GO): proteolysis
Cellular component (GO): cytoplasm
Molecular function (GO): calcium-dependent cysteine-type endopeptidase activity
Source: RefSeq, a predicted model, not a curated record
GGGAAGAGAAGAAGAGAGUGAAGAGAUAAGGGAGAAAAAGAGAAGACAGAGAAUCAUAGGCCAUGUUAAAAUGAGCAGAGGGGAGAAACGUGGUGAGAUACAAGGGGCAGAAGAGGAGAAGAAGAAGAAGACACAAUGUGCACAGUCACCAACCAGAAGAGCAGAAGCAGCAUGAACACGAACAUCGAAUGAGUACCUGGUGGGAAUGAAUCAAACGCUCAGAUGACAGAUUUGGAGAAAAGAAGAAGAAGAAAGUGUCGCUCUGAACGCAGGCAGUCGACUCUUAACAGCUGACUCAGAGCCGAAGAAGAACAAGAGGAAAGAGCAGACUCAUGCUGCUUGUUAUUCAACAACAGAGCAAGCACGGCAUUUAAAAAAAAAAGAACAAGAUUCUCUGAAGGAUUUCCUAAAUGACCUAAGGAGGACGCAUGAACCUGGAUCUCGUGCCUGGGCUCAAGGAAUAGUCUCAUCUCAGGAAAAGCAAGUGGAUAAACCUCUGUGAACGUCUGACUCCAAGCUCUCCUCUCCUCAGGCCUCCUCCGUCCAGCCACAAUGCCUGAACGAGUGAGUGACUUCCAGGGUCAGAGCUUUCACAGGCUGAGGCGGGCCUGCUUGCGUCGAGGGGUGCUCUUCAAGGAUCCCCUGUUCCCUACCACUGCCCAGUCCCUGUUUUAUAAAAGGGAGCCUCCGCUGGGACUGACCUGGAAGAGGCCGAGGGAAAUAUGUAAGGACCCCCGUCUGUUUGUCGAUGGCAUCAGCACUCGUGACCUGCACCAAGGCAGUCUGGGUAACUGCUGGAUGGUGGCUGCCAUUUCCUGCCUGGCAUCUGAGCCAUCUCUGUGGAAAAAGGUCAUCCCUGACCACAUGGAACAGGAGUGGAACCCAAAACGUCCUGACUUAUACGCCGGAAUCUUCCAUUUCCGGUUCUGGCGCCUUGGCCGUUGGAUGGACGUUGUUGUGGACGACCGUCUGCCGGUCAGUGCGGAUGGUGCGCUGCUCUUCUGCCGCUCAGCGACACCACGAGAGUUCUGGAGCGCCCUGUUGGAGAAGGCCUACGCCAAACUCAACGGCUGCUACGAGGCCCUGGAGGGCGGAAACACUGCAGAGGCCCUGAUUGAUUUCACUGGGGGAGUUUCAGAGCCCCUCAGUCUGGAUCGUGGAGCCCUCAGCCUGCACAGCGACCACAGGAGGAUGUUCUUCCAAACGUUAGCCAAGGCACACGAAUGCAAAGCCCUCAUCACCUGCUCCAUACGUCCGGCAGAGGGCGAGACAGUGGAGUCAGUGUUGGACUGUGGCCUGGUACGAGGACACGCUUAUGGGAUCACAGCGGUGAGGAAGUUGAGGCUGGGGGAGAGGUUUCUGAAGACAGGCGGGAUGUCCAGACUCUUCAUGGUGCGCAUGAGAAACCCGUGGGGGACCACAGACUGGACGGGUGCCUGGAGUCAGAGAUCGCAGCAGUGGCAACAGAUGAGUCGUGCAGAGAGGGAGAAAAUGGGCCUCAUUGUUCGAGACGUUGGGGAGUUCUGGAUGGAGUUCGAGGAUUUCUGUCACUACUUCACAGAUGUGGUUGUGUGUCGGCUGGUGGAGAGAGCUCUGCUGUGGCCGAGCUCUCACUGGAGAGAAGUACGCUGCUACGGGGAGUGGGCUCCAGCUCCCACCACCCCUGGGUCACCUCCAUCCACCGUCCCCCACAGCAACUAUGCACUGACCCUUGGUAAGAGCAAUGUCAAACCUGGAGGGACCAAUAAGCAACGAGGGGACCGAAAGGAGGCCCGACUUGGGGAGAGUCAGCAGGAGGGACGGAAAAGAGGAACGAGUGAGGCUGUGAGAAAGGUGGUGAGGGAAGAUGAUGGAGGAGAGGGAGAUGGAGGAUGGGAGGCACAGGUGGAUAAGAGGAGUCGAUGUGGAGGAUGCAUCAACCACAGAGAGACUUUCCUGCACAAUCCGCAGUUUAUGUUUGAGGUGAAAGGCAAAGAGGAGGAGGUGUUGAUCUGUUUGCAGCAAGAGGACAGGAGGAUAAGGAGGAAAGAUGGAGGAGGAGAAAAUCUGCCUAUCGGCUUUGAGGUGUUGAAGGUGGAGGUGAACCGCUGCAGCCGGGUGCAGUGUGUGGUGGAGCAGGCGGCCAGCUCCGUCUACAUGGACUCCCGCAGUGUAACACUGAGGGCAACUCUGGCUCCAGGCCGCUACGUCGUGCUGCCCACCACCUUCCUGCCGGGCGUGACCGGGCGCUUCUUGCUACGACUCUUCUCCCAUUCCCAUGUCAGACUCAGGGAAUUGAGGGAGGAUUUGCCCCCUCCCUCUGUGUUCCAGUGUUUUCUACCUCAGCCCACAGUGGUGACCACAGUCCAUCUCCGCAGGGCGUCAGGACUCAGCCCUCCCAAACAGACAGCUCCAGAUGUUUACGCCGUAGUGCGAUGUGAGAAUGACACCAUCAGGACGAGGGUGUUCGAGGCAGAGGGAAACCCUGAAUUCAACCUCAGAACAAUCUUCUACAGGACACGCCCUGACACACACAUUUCUAUCGAGUUAUGGAGCAGAGGUCUGCUGUGGGACUCGGUGCUCGGCGUGGCUCGGCUCCAGACGGCGGAGUCUGACAGGAGUCGGAGCCAUGUGAUUGAUCUAAGGGGCGGCCAGUCCCGGUCAGGAUACCGAGGUUGCAUCUACCUUGACACGUCCUCCAGUGUCUGCCUCACAGACUUGUGACAGCGUCCGCUGGUUGCCCGGGUAACUAUAUCAAGCUAUGGCAACCACAACAAAAAAAACUUCAUGGACAUAAUUUGUGUUGGACAAUUCGUAAAAAUAUACUCUACAAAGGUGCUGUAGUCAGUUUUUCAUUUUUCAAGUUUACUGUGUAUUUCAAAUCAAACUGAAAUCUGACAGUUAAGAAUAAAAACAAGUUUCCAUUAUCUAAAAGAUGUGAGCUUGUGUGUGUAUCUGCUGGUCAGAUAUACAGGUGGACGUCCUUCACAACUUCAACAAUUUAACAAAAGAAGAAACUGCUGCCAAAAUUAGUUUUGUUGUGCGUUAUCAGACCAUUUAUUAAUAAUAUUUUCUUGCUGUUGUCAUAAAAUGUUUUUAAUGAUACUAAAACUACAUAUUUGAAGACUUAAGUAAGAAACACUUUCACUUUCACCUGCAGCUCAGAGGGUUUGCAUUCCUGCGCGUGUUUGUUCAUGUCUUCUGCUGACUUCAGACAGCCUCAUGUCUCAAAGUGAUUAGAUAAAACCAGAAGCAGGUCAAACUUACAAACCACCUUUUAUGCCAUAAAAAGGUUUGACAUUUUUUUCUGAUCUUUAGACCACUGUAGGACAAGAAUUGUUGCAUUUUGAGACACUGUGUUGGCUUAAACCUACACUCACAAGGUGAAAGGAAGACAAUGAAGGAGCAUGAACAUAUUCCUGAUUAAAAUCUCUUUUACAAAGUGUUUGACAGUUUUAUGUAUUUUUCUACUGACGACAUUUACUGUCACAAACUUUUCUACACAUCACUGCGGCUGAUUCUGUUCAGGAAAAUCAUCCAUCCAUUCUACCAUCUAUGUGGCCAUACCUGUUUCACAGCAAAGCAUACAAACUUUAGAUAAAAGGCGAGGGAGUCAUUCAGCUGCUAUCUGUUCUCAUUUGACAGCAUUUGAUUAUCAGGAGGUUCAGCCUCUCAUCGUAUAUUUGAGAGUGAGAAGAAGAGAAAUGAAGGAUCACCUGUGUUUAAAGUAUAAAACAUGCUUUGCUUUAUGAGGUUUUACUCUGUCUGUGUUUAUGACUCAGAAGUGUUGAAUUAUGGAGUUACCCUCUGACAGUCAGGGGCCUGCCUAGUUUUU